Lottia gigantea (owl limpet) is the source of this 1149-nucleotide messenger RNA. RefSeq lists its product as hypothetical. NCBI's taxonomy places the organism in Eukaryota, Metazoa, Mollusca, Gastropoda, Lottiidae. Gene Ontology annotation, cellular component: membrane. The record is from RefSeq and is a predicted model, not a curated record. The transcript has 2 exons. The coding region runs from base 1 to 1149 and encodes 382 amino acids.
AUGGUAAAAAUUUUUAUAAAUGUAGAAACGCCAUUGAGACUAUACAAUACUUAUAAUUGUGACAAACAAGAUCUGUUAGCUCCAGAUCGACACGAUAGUUUGAUGGACGAGGGUGUGUACGAUCAUCAUGCGGUACCAACAGAAGUCUACCGAUUCAGCGAUACCAACAUUGGACAGUUGUGUUUAACAAUAUGGACACUAGGCAGCCAUCUUGCUUUGAUUGGAUUCAUCUUGUGUUGCGGAAAACUCCGAAGAAACCCGAAGAACAUACUUAUUAUAAAUAUAUUGUUGACUAACCUACUCGUGGGAUUUUUCAUUGUUCCGUUCCUAGUCCAUCUUCAGUUAACGUCCUAUCUUUCGUGUCCGUUACGAAUCGCUCUUAAGCUUUGUAACGACUAUCUUUACGUCUUUCUGUUUCUGAUGACUGUUCUCAGCGCAGUCAUCGAACGCAGCAUAUUUGUGAUAAAAAAAACGAACCUUAACGGACUUUUAAAAUGGAUCGUAACCGUAAUUCUGUUCCUAGCGCCGUGGAUUAUAGCCGCCAUUUUGAUUCUUCCGUUGUUUUAUGUCGGAAUGGGCGACCCGGAAACAGACAAAGAAUGCGUCUAUACCGGAGACCAAGAUUUGUUCAUAGCCGCACAAGUAGUGAGUUACAUCCUCCCUGGAUUACUGAUUGUCCCUCUUGCUCUCGUUACCGGGGUGUAUCACGUGAAAAAGAUCGAAGUCAAACCAUUGGAGAAAAUUUUAAUUCUGUUAAAACGAGAAGCUGUAUCUGUGAUUUCAUUGGUUACCGUAUUCUCACUCGUGAUGGAGGUACCGUCAUUUGUGGUCGGAAUGCUGAAUAUGACGAUGCAUUGCACUGGUCCGUCCUGUCUAGGAUUACGUGGUACAGAAAUAGCACUGUGGGUUCGAAUCAUCAAGAUAUCGGUGUACCCCUUUCUGUGGCUAGCGUACAGUGAUAUAAGGAGUUGUCUCCCAUGUGUAUGUUUCAAACCGCUGGACUAUAUCAUUGAUCACAAUCGAGAGCUGAAAGAGAUCGAAGCCUCGGGCGAUACCCAGCCUCUUAAACUCUACAGUGAUACUGCCCUGGAAGUGUGGGGGACGAGGAGGGGUGAUUCGAGGGGUCGGGAUGAUGAGUUGAUGAUGUAG